This is a messenger RNA of Paramecium sonneborni, 1886 nucleotides long. The record is from the annotation of a GenBank genome assembly. Lineage: Eukaryota; Ciliophora; Oligohymenophorea; Peniculida; Parameciidae.
AUGAUAAAAUAAUAAAAUAUUUAGCUAUCAUUCCCUAAUUUAGAAGAAUGGCAUUAUAAAUAAUUAUAGGAAGUGUAUUAAACCUAAAUUCUAUAACAAUAUCACAUAUUAACUUAACAAAUAAAAACUAAAUUUCCUAUACCUAAUCAAAUAAAUGAAUAUGAAUUGCCAACUUAAGAUAAUGCAAUAUAAUUUUUUUAAAAUUACAAGCCUAUAAUCGUUGAUUUUAGUUAAGUGUAGGAUAUCAAAAUCAAAUUAUAUAAGAAUGCAGCAUAUUUUGGAAACUUAGUUGAUGGAUUUCGAUAAGGAUAAGGGGUUUUAAUAAAAUAGACAAUGUAAUUAUAUGAGGGUUCAUUUGAGAAGGAUAAAAAGGAAGGGAUAGGAUUUGAAGUUCUUAAAAGUAAUUAAUAUUAUUAUGGGAACUAUGUAAAUGGAUUACCAUAAGGAGAAGGAGUAUUUUGGUCAAAGAGUUAGAAAUAUAUAGGUUAAUGGCAUUAAGGAAAAAAAGUAAUAAUAAAUAUAAUUAAUUAGCAUGGAAUUGGAUGGUAUUAAGGAAUAAAUUAAGAUUAUUAUUUAGGAAAUUGGGAAAAUGGGAGAUGUUAUGGAUUUUUUUUACAUAUUAAUGGAUACAUGUAUAUAUAAAUGAUAUAAAAAUAAAUAGAUAUGUAGGUGAAAUAAUAAAUGAUUUAAAACAUGGUUUAGGUAAGGAGUAUUUAGAGAAUGGUGAUAUAUAUAAUGGUGAAUAUAGGAAUGGGAAACCAAAUGGAAAAGGAGAGUACUGGUGGAGUAAUGGGAAUCAUUAUUAAGGAGAAUUUGAAAAUGGAUUAAGAAAUGGUUAUGGAAUAUGGUAGAGUAAAACAAAAACAGGGAUAAAUUGUUAUAAGGGUUAUUAUUCAAAUGAUAAAAAAUGUGGGGAAGGUAUAUUUGAAUAUGCAAAUGGAACAGUUUAUAAUGGUAAUUUUAUGGAGGAUAAACGAUGUGGUUAUGGAUAGAUUAUUUGGAAUGAUAAAGCAACAUAUAAAGGAUAUUGGAAGGAUGGAUUAAUGGAUGGAGAAGGAGUCUAUUAGUAUGAUUCUUUAAUUUUGAAAGGAAAUUGGAAAUAGAAUUAAUUAUAAACUUUUGAUAAGGUUAGAAUGUCUUUAAAUGAAUUUCCAUAAUUACAUUAAAUUAAAGAUAUUAUUGAAAAUUAAGAUAUUUAAUCUUAAGUAGCAGAAGAACCAGAUUUAGAUUAAAUUUAGGAUUAAUUCUAAAAAGAAUUAUUAUUCGGAUCUAAAGCAGAAACAGUACAACUUAAUACUUCACAUAAUACUAGUCAUCAUGAUAUGUAAUUUAAUCCAAGAUUCUCUAUUCUUUAAAAAUAAUUUGAUUUAUUAAGUCUUUUGGAUUAGGGAUUAUAAUUUUAAUCUUUAGAAACUUCAUAAAGAUAAAAUAGUUUCAGUGUUGCAAUUCAAACAGAUUCUAAAAAGAAAUUCCUUCCUAAAUUAAAUAUAAAUAAGAAACAUCCAACUUAAUAUAAUAUAAAUUAAUCUUUUUAAGAAUAAAUGAAAAUAAAUAGUACUAAUUAUCAAUAUCGUAAUUUAUAAGGAACUCCUAAAAUGAAGGAAACCGAAAGUUUUCAUCAUCAUACCGAAAGGUUUUAAGGAUAGACAUAAAAAAAAUCAAAUCGUUCCGUUUAAAAUAGAAGUAAAAAAAAUAAGCAAGUUUUAUUAUCUAAAAAAGAAUAAAAUUUGUGGGCUAUAAAAAUGAAUAAACUUAAAUUAAGUCCUACAAAAUAUUCUAAGAUAUGGAAUCAUGAAGUAAAAUAAUGAUAAAUAAUUAAGGUUGUUGAUGAAAUUAGAUAAUUUCUUUAUCCUCCUGUUUGGAAACCCCCUUCUCAUAUACCUUGA